UUUUAAUUUUCUUACUGUUAUUGGUCACACUGUUCCAAUCUCUAAUAUCUAAAGAUUCAAGCUCUAGCUCCUGCAGUAAAAAUUACACCCAGUCUUCUUGGUUCCACUGUUAUGGCUUUGAACUUCCUCGGGCGUCAGAAAAAAAGAUUUAUAAAAUCCAGGAGCCAUCAAAACUAGCAACAAAAAAUAAAUUUUUAAAUCUCAAAAAAAAUUUUUUUAAGCAAAAUCGUCAAUAAUGAGGAGAAGUAAUGGAUUGGAUACAAGUUUAGAUAGAAAACAACAAAUAAAUAAUGAAGGGUAUAAUCAACAACAACAGCUUCAACAGAACGAAUUGAACAAUCCUUCGAGUAGUAAUGAACAAUUAUUGCAGAGUAAUAAUGGAAGUUGUUCUUCGAAUAAUUCGAGUAUAUCCCCAUAUGGAAAUACUAAUAAUGGAAGGGAUUUGACAACAAAAAUAAAUAAUUCUAAUAAUAAUGGAGUAGGAGGAGGGAGGGCAAGUGGUAGAGUAAUGAGAGAAAUUAUUGUUUAA
Molecule: messenger RNA, 529 nt
Organism: Meloidogyne enterolobii
Lineage: Eukaryota; Metazoa; Nematoda; Chromadorea; Rhabditida; Meloidogynidae
Source: the annotation of a GenBank genome assembly